Funneliformis geosporum is the source of this 1124-nucleotide messenger RNA. NCBI's taxonomy places the organism in Eukaryota, Fungi, Glomeromycota, Glomeromycetes, Glomerales, Glomeraceae. The record is from the annotation of a GenBank genome assembly.
GCAUCUUAAAACCCCCGGAUGUGUGGCUAUUGAUGUCCGACCCUGUUUUAAGAAAUUCUACCCUACAGCCGAAAAAAGUAGUCUCGCAUAUUACUUAAGGGAGUGUAAUCUUGACAACAAAGUGGAUUUACCUAUUCCACGAAUGAACAAAUAUUACGAAGAGGCAUUAAAAGAAACAAAUGCCACAACGGCCGAGCAGAUGCGUGAAGUGGCCAAAUACUGCAUUAUCGAUGCUCUUAGCUGUCAGCGGUUAAUGGUCAAGCGUAAUGUAAUUAAUGAGUAUAGGGAGGUUGCGAGCAUAGCGUUUAUAUCAUUAUUCGAUGCGCAUUAUUUCGCAAUAGGAAUGAAAGUGCGCAAUCUUUUAAGUGCUGGUGCGUGGCAGGAAGGAAUUUUGACCAGUACAAUUCCAUGCGAACAAACGGAAAUAGGAAAAUACCCUGGGGCAUAUGUAUUCCCGCCGGAAAAGGGUCUUGAGAAUAAACGUCCUGUCACAGGUUUGGACUUCGCCUCCUUAUACCCCAGCUUAAUUAUGACAUAUAACCUCUCGCCAGAUAAAAUUAUUUUAUCUCGAAAGCAUGCCAAAUCUCUAAAGGAUAGCGGUAAAAAGCUUCAUGAAAUAAAUUUCAAAUUCAAUAAUCGGGAUGUUCUCGCGUGGUCUAUAGAGCAUGAAAACCAGGCUGAAAUGAAAGGCCUUUAUUCAAAAGUAUUAGAGGGGUUACUAAUUAGACGAAAUUCGCUAAAAAGACGUCUUGCUCUAUUAAAUGAUAAAAAAGAAGAAUUGGAAAAGAAGAUUAAUUUGGCGGAAGAAAGAGACAUAGUUGUUACAGAUACUUUACAGUCUGAAUACUCUUCAGUUGUCUUUAAUAUCGCUUGUUUAGACGCAAAACAGCUCGCUUUAAAAGUAUAUAUGAAUACAUUUUACGGUGAAGCUGGGAAUAGUGGAUCCCCUUUCUUCUUGCGAGCAUUAGCAGGUGGGGUUACAUCAGCAGGUCAGCGGAAUAUCAAGCUUAUUGCCGAUCUCGUUAGAAGUAAAAAGUUCAGUGUAAAAUACGGGGAUACAGAUUCCUUAUACCUUGUCUGUCCAGAAGAAUGUUUUCAGAAAUGUGAUGAGGCAUAUGACAAUG